AUGAAAAGAGAAAGAUCUUCUGAAAGAAACAGCAAGAAUGUGGCUAAGAGGCGCCGUAUAGAGACCUCUUCAGAUGACAGUCGUCAGUGGUACGAGGUGAUGCUUGCCCUGGCGGCCAAAUCAGCUUGCAAGCAAGUCUUUGCUUCUGCUGUUCAUGAAUGGAGAGAUCAUAUUCGAGACUGGCGUGAACUGACCAGUGCCAUCAACAGUUCUGAGGAGCGUAGGGAGCUUCCUACUAUACCACAACCUACGCAUCACAUUGAGUGGUUGGCCAGAGUCAAUUUUAAGCACAGGCCAGUGCGCCGCUAUGACAUACCAGAACAGAGACGCUGUGACGUACCAAAACAGAGACGUCAUCACAAAGUCUCCAACAAACAUGACCUGAAUUCCUCCUUUUAUGUCUACUAAGGAGGAGAAUGAUAUUGGUUAUGUAUGGUCACAAAUGAUGUGCAAAUGUCAGAAACCGAACCGCCACUACCAUCUCUACAACUGGGUUGACUUUCAUGAUUCACAUGUCGUUGCAUGUUUUGCUGUACAUAAGUGUGAAAAAGACACAUUUUCGGAUGCGUUGCACAAAGGUACUUACA
Messenger RNA from Saccostrea cuccullata (small rock oyster), 587 nucleotides. RefSeq lists its product as uncharacterized. The record is from RefSeq and is a predicted model, not a curated record. NCBI's taxonomy places the organism in Eukaryota, Metazoa, Mollusca, Bivalvia, Ostreida, Ostreidae. Bases 1 to 408 code for a protein of 135 amino acids. The transcript is spliced from 6 exons.